Messenger RNA from Pieris rapae (cabbage white), 1029 nucleotides. Its product is annotated as zinc metalloproteinase nas-15-like. The transcript is spliced from 6 exons. The coding region runs from base 175 to 1026 and encodes 283 amino acids. NCBI's taxonomy places the organism in Eukaryota, Metazoa, Arthropoda, Insecta, Lepidoptera, Pieridae. The record is from RefSeq and is a predicted model, not a curated record. Gene Ontology annotation, biological process: proteolysis. Gene Ontology annotation, molecular function: metalloendopeptidase activity.
GUUCAAAAGCCGUAUGUACCAGUUGAAAAUAAUUUAAAAUUAUUAAGUGGUUCAAAUCCACAAGACUUAAUUAAAAUUCAGGACGGAGGAGCCUUGUGGCCAUUUGGAGUUAUUACAUAUUAUUUCGAUACCAAGAGCUACGACGAAAUAAUUGCUCAGCGUGUUCAUUCAGUAAUGGAUGCAGUGCAAAGUGCAUCUUGCGUCAAGUUCAACUCCGUUGUGACGAAGCCCGUUAAUAUCACAUGGUUGCACAUAACUAACCCACAGAAAAAACGAGAAUGCGUUCAUAAAACUUUAACAUUGGAUGGUCAGGAAAUAACUGUAGUCCUGGGAUACGAUUGUCUUAAGGAAAGUGAUAUACUUCAUGCCUUACUCCACGCUAUUGGAUUGAAAGACGAGGUGUCGCACCCGUAUCGUGAUCGCUAUAUGCGAGUGCUUUGGAACAAUAUUAGACCAGAAUAUCGUCACCUUUAUCAAAUACAAGGAUUACAUUCUUCAAAAGUUUUGACAGAGUAUGAUCCAACAAGUGUCAUGCAUUUUCAUGAUAGAGCAUUCAGUAGCAAUGGACAGGCAACCAUUAUACCUUUGAUAUCUGGACUAAUCAUCUCUCCGUCUGAUCAUCUGUCACAACUGGACACUAUGAAACUAAGAUUGAUGUUCGAACAUGAAUGUAACAAACGUAAAGUAAGUGAAGUUAUAGAUUCAUGUAAAAAUGUAUUCUACGAUAAACUUAAGGGAUCAGUAAAUUUAAAUUCAAUGGUUCAAAUCUUUGAAAACGGAGUUGGAUAUUAUGGUCCUCCUAAUAAGAAAGCCACCAAUGAAAAAUCUGUAAACAAGAAUUAUCAAGUGAAUGUUAAAAGUACCCAAAACGACGGUCAAAGUUAUGAAACAGAAGUCAGUGAUGAUUAUUCUAAAAAAAGCGAUUCAGACAUAGCAUCUACUAUAAAUGACAGAGUAAUAGAUACAAAGGAAGAAAUAACAGUUGAAGAUUCAAAUAAUUAUGAUGAAAAAAAAAGAAAGUUAUGAAAA